Molecule: messenger RNA, 1088 nt
Organism: Thermothielavioides terrestris NRRL 8126
Lineage: Eukaryota; Fungi; Ascomycota; Sordariomycetes; Sordariales; Chaetomiaceae
Exons: 4
Coding region: 129-854 (241 amino acids)
Biological process (GO): mitochondrial electron transport, ubiquinol to cytochrome c
Cellular component (GO): membrane
Molecular function (GO): quinol-cytochrome-c reductase activity; 2 iron, 2 sulfur cluster binding
Source: RefSeq, a predicted model, not a curated record
CUCAGUCCGGGAACUCGGCGUCGACAGCAACGACAACACCACCCGACAAACCUCCGGCGCGGAUACCGCAAAGCGACGGCAAUCUCCGCUCCCUGCGCCCUUCUCUCUCCUCGCUCGCCACUGCCACAAUGGCGCCCCUCACGACCAUGUCACGCGCGCUCGCGCGGUCCGCCGUCCGGCUACCGAUGGCGACAACGACGGCUACCACAACGACGGCGAUCCGGGCCGUGAGCUCGACGCCCGCGCUGCGCGACGCCGCCGCCUCCUCGACCUUCGAGAGCCCCUUCCGCGGCGAGAGCAGGACCAGCAAGGUGCCCGACUUCUCCAAGUACAUGGCCAAGGGGUCCUCCAGCAGCAAUGCGCUGUUUUCGUACUUUAUGGUCGGCGCGCUCGGCGCCAUCUCGGCUGCGGGGGCCAAGUCGACGAUUCAGGAGUUCCUCGUCAACAUGUCCGCUUCCGCUGAUGUCUUGGCCAUGGCCAAGGUCGAGGUCGACCUCAAUGCCAUUCCCGAGGGCAAGAACGUCAUUAUCAAGUGGAGAGGCAAGCCCGUCUUCAUCCGCCACCGCACUGCCGCCGAGAUCGAAGAGGCCAACAGCGUCAACGUUGCCUCAUUAAGAGACCCCCAGAGCGACGAGGAGCGUGUCAAGAAGCCGGAGUGGCUCGUCAUGCUUGGCGUCUGCACACACUUGGGCUGCGUGCCCAUCGGCGAGGCUGGCGAUUUCGGCGGCUGGUUCUGCCCCUGCCACGGUUCCCACUACGAUAUCUCGGGCCGUAUCAGGAAAGGACCCGCCCCUCUGAACCUCGAGAUUCCCCAGUACGACUUCCCCGAGGAGGGCAAGCUGGUUGUUGGUUAAAGACGCCCAAAGCUCUACGCAGAGCAACACGGACAGACAGACAAGAGGGGGUGUAUUAGUACAGCACGGGGUUUGGGCGAAGCAAAAGAGCGCGUUGCAGUGUUUCCAGUUGCAGCGGCCGUUGAUAGACCAUACACCGCGGAGCAAGCCUGACUGCUGCAUGAGUUUGGGCGCAUUUCCUAUCCGGUCUUUUCUCUCUCUAGACCUUGUUCUCUAGCCAGUGCCAAGUUGUAC